Messenger RNA from Aspergillus pseudonomiae, 1864 nucleotides. RefSeq names its product putative MYB family conidiophore development protein FlbD (gene flbD). NCBI's taxonomy places the organism in Eukaryota, Fungi, Ascomycota, Eurotiomycetes, Eurotiales, Aspergillaceae. The transcript has 2 exons. Gene Ontology annotation, biological process: mitotic cell cycle; positive regulation of transcription by RNA polymerase II. The coding region runs from base 146 to 1117 and encodes 323 amino acids. The record is from RefSeq and is a predicted model, not a curated record. Gene Ontology annotation, cellular component: nucleus. Gene Ontology annotation, molecular function: DNA-binding transcription factor activity, RNA polymerase II-specific; RNA polymerase II cis-regulatory region sequence-specific DNA binding.
CGGUUAUCCUUUUCCAACAUACACAUACAUAUAAGCACUUGUGGGAUUUAAUCUCUGGUGCACUAAGUCGAAAACCCCCACCAUCGGGAACAAAGUGACAAAGUGAAAAGAACCUCUUAAAAAAAUAUCAGAGCCUUUGUCUACAAUGGCACCUUCUCACCGCCGUGGACCUUGGGUCCCUGAAGAGGAUCAAUUGCUACUUCAGUUGGUUCGGGAACAAGGCCCCAACAACUGGGUGCGCAUUUCGCAGCACAUGCACUACCGGUCUCCCAAGCAAUGCCGGGAACGAUUCCACCAGAAUCUCAAGCCAUCUUUGAACCGCGAGCCCAUCUCCGCUGAUGAGGGUCUGAUGAUUGAGCGGAUGGUGAACGAAAUGGGCAAGCGGUGGGCGGAAAUUGCCCGACGACUCGGCAAUCGCAGCGACAACGCAGUAAAGAACUGGUGGAACGGCAGUAUGAACCGCAAGAGGAGAGGCCUCCCCACUUCAAGCACCUCACACAUCUCACGCACUUUCAAUGGUCGGAUUGAAGCCCCAUAUGCGCGCGCCUCCGUGUCUUUGAGCAGCCCGAUCAGCCGGUCUCGCUUUACUUCUAUCUCGACCGAUAGACCUCUUACGUCCUGGUCGAGGCGGGACUCCACCUCGACCACUUCCCUGGACGGCCCUCGCCAAUUGACGCCUAUCUACACUCUCCCCGCUCUCAACCGCCCGGUCGACACCCCUUUGACCUCGCCUGCUUACUCGGAGGCUUCUCACACUCCCUCUCUUGAGCCACCAUCCAUGGUCUCAGACCACAACUCAGUUUCCUCCGCAUCCCCUAGGACCAUCUCAUCGCCACAGCUCCUGCCAUUCCCCGUGGACACCCGCCAACAAUAUGGCGAGUUCCGCAAGCAGAGUUCAUUGGAUGACGUCUACAUCUAUCCAACCCCGAAGAAGCUGGACACAUUUGCCGAUCUGCCCUUCAAAUCCAGAUGGGUUUCGGACAACCAGCCUUGGAACCAGCACUCAACCUCAUUGUCGCAGACCUGGCUUGUUGCCCCCGAAGAGUCCCGACCAGAGGCACCUAAAGCCGAAUCCCCACGUGAUUCGCGUAUGGGUCUCAACAACCUGCUGAACUAAUGACGAUUCUUCGGUUUUGGAAUGAUCGUAUGACUUCUUUCGCAUACCUUUUUUUGUCUUGAUUUGCUUCAUUUCGGAUGAUAUCCUGGAAGCGUUCUGUAUAUGCUUGACCGACCCCUUGUCACUCUUUUGACCUUUGAAUUUUUUUUCCUUUGGUUUUUUCUUUUUUCUUUUUCAUUUUUUGCAUUUCCUUUGUAUCUAUAUCAUGUACAUUUUGGAUGAUUUUCGUAUAUAUCCACGGCGGGUCACGUGGUAAUUUGGUGCCGCUUUGGUUUGGGACAAAAGCAUGUUCGGAGAAUUGUUGAUUCUACGGUCAUCGUUGGGUGGAUGACUACUUGGAUGGUUUAGAGAAAAGACGGAAGUGAUGGACGGACUGUUUCCUUCUGCAUGUGUAUAGGUCUGUGUUUCCGGAUACACGGUUGUAUCCACUCUGUGUGUGCUUGGACUUUAAUAAUACCCCUGGCUGUUGAUUGUUGGUUACAAUGAAUCUUAUGAUGCUUCUAAUUCUUGUGUAUGAUAUUGAGUCUUAAUUGAUCUUUUUCCCUCUGGAAGUCUUCUCCGGUCUGGCCGUACAUUCUUGGAUGGGCACGGCAGUUGGGUGGGAUCCCCACCGUUAACCCUUCAGCUGAACUCCCUUUUUGUGGCUGGCUGUCAUCGGCAUUCAUCUACGACUGUUCCUCACGAGGAGGACGCAAGGGGGUCGGCCGAGUGACAUCCGAAAACGAGCAGCGAGGGACGAUAUCAUUU